Messenger RNA from Fraxinus pennsylvanica, 516 nucleotides. The record is from the annotation of a GenBank genome assembly. Lineage: Eukaryota; Viridiplantae; Streptophyta; Magnoliopsida; Lamiales; Oleaceae.
AUGGUCAUGGUCUUUGGAGAAACCACAACCAAGGCCAAUGUAAACUAUGAGAAGAUAGUUCGGGAUACAUGCAGGGGCAUUGGCUUCACAUCACCUGAUGUUGGUCUUGAUGCAGACAACUGCAAGAUGCUCGUAAACAUCGAGCAACAAAGCCCUGACAUUGCCCAGGGAGUUGAUGGUAAUCUGACCAAGAAACCUGAGGAAAUUGGAGCUGGUGACCAAGGUCACAUGUUUCGCUAUGCUACUGAUGAAACACCGGAGCUCAUGCCCCUCACUCAUGUCCUUGCCACCAAGCUUGGUGCCAAGCUCACUGAAGUAAGGAAGAACAAGACUUGCCCAUGGCUGGGACCUGAUGGCGAGACCCAAGUUACCGUUGAGUACAUGAAUGAUGGUGGUGCCAUGGUUCCUAUUAGAGUUCACACCGUUCUUAUCUCAACCCAACAUGAUGAGACCGCACAAAAUGAACAGAUUGCUGCGGAUUUGAAAGAGCAUUUAGACAACGUUUCUGCAAAUUGA